CCCUGACUCUCCCCGUAGACAAUUUGGGGGUGCCGACACACAUUGGGAGCUCCAACAGUUUAAACGGGGCACAUUCUUCGGUGCCGAAAUCAGAAUCUCGUCCAUGUGGUCAUCGCUGUCCAAGCUACCGCUCUCCGGCUUCUUUUCUCAUUUCUGAUCGAUCGAGAUGGCAAAUUCGUCCUCGUGGAAUCGCAGGUGUAGAUUCUUGAGAAAAUACGGGAAAUUUCCUCACUCCCCUUUCAAAACAAAAUGGCACGAAAAUCUCAAACACAGAGACGCCAUGGAAGAACUUAGACGAGUUCUGGUCGUGUAUUCGGGGAACCCAGUUCGUCAACAGGAGUGUUCGAGCGAGAACAGUGUUUUGUCGCGCCUCAUAAGCUCAUUCCGCCUCCAUAACUGCGACCCCACGCCUCAAGCUUACAGCUUCGUGAUAAAAACCCUAGCUAAAACCUCUCAGCCAGAAAGCAUCGCCUCUGUACUCGAUCAUCUCGAAAAGUCCGAGAAUUUCGAGUCACCCGAAUCCAUUUUCGUCGAUGUCAUCAGGGUUUACGGAAUUUCCGGUCGAGCCGAAGAGGCCAUUGAUGUUUUCUCCAGAAUGCCCAAUUUCAGGUGUGUACCUUCUGCUGUCUCUCUCAAUGCCUUGCUCUCUGUUCUUGUUAGAAAAAGGCAUAGUCUGAAAAGAGUUCAUGAGGUCUUGUCGAAAGCUUCUAGUAUGGGAAUUAGGCUCGAAGAAUCGACCUUUAGAAUAUUGAUCGGUGCCCUUUGUAGAAUUGGCGAGGUAGAUUCUGCUAUGGAGUUGAUAGAAUACAUGACAGAGGACGGUCAUAUUGUUGAUCCGAGGUUGUACUCUCAGCUAUUGAGUUCUCUCUGUAAGCAAAAAGAUGCGUCAAGCUUUGAUGUCAUCACAUUUCUGGAACAUUUGAAAAGAACUGGGUUUUGCCCAGGUUCGAGGGACUAUGCAAAUAUAAUGAAGUUUCUGAUCGAUGGAGGAAGAGGAAGAGAAGGUAUAGGUGUUUUUAACCAGAUGAAACAUGAUCGAGUAGAGCCCGAUAUUGUUUGCUAUACCAUCGUGCUGAAGGGCGUUAUUGCAGAUGGGGAUUACCCGAAGGCAGACGAGUUUUUCGAUGAAUUGCUUGUGCUAGGCUUGGUUCCUGACGUUUACACUUAUAAUGUGUACAUGGACGGUUUAUGUAAGCAAAAUGAUAUCAAGGGGGCUUUAAAGGUCAUGUCUUCAAUGGCGGAACUGGGUUGUAAGCCUAAUGUGGUCACAUAUAAUAUACUGUUAAAAGCAUUGGUAAAGGCCGGGGAUUUGGUCCAAGCAAAGACUCUAUGGGAAGAGAUGGAGAUGAAAGGAGUUGAUCAGAGCAAACAUACGUAUGGUAUUAUGAUCGAUGGGUUAGAUGAAGUUUAUCAAGCGUGUGGUUUGUUGGAGGAAGCGUUUCACAACAAGAGCUUGAGCAUUCAGAGUUCAAGAACGGACGAGGUGAUUUGCAGUUGUCAGAAAGGUUUUGUGAAUAAAGCUGUGGAAUUUCUAGCUAGUAUGGCUGAUAAGGGUGUUUCGCCCGGGUUAAAGGUCUGGGAAGCCAUGAUCAAACCCUGAUGUGGGCAAAGAUUUGGAUGGUUAGAACAGAACUGAACUUUGCUUGCCAGUUUCCAAUGUGGGCUCCAUUUCUCAGCCUAUUGGUCUACAUUUAUUCUCGGUGGUUGUUUGUGUUCCUGAAAAAAAAAUUAUCACUGUUGAUGUGAUUUAUCCAUUGAUA
Tarenaya hassleriana is the source of this 1760-nucleotide messenger RNA. RefSeq names its product pentatricopeptide repeat-containing protein At2g38420, mitochondrial. The record is from RefSeq and is a predicted model, not a curated record. Gene Ontology annotation, molecular function: protein binding. NCBI's taxonomy places the organism in Eukaryota, Viridiplantae, Streptophyta, Magnoliopsida, Brassicales, Cleomaceae.